Messenger RNA from Bursaphelenchus xylophilus (pine wood nematode), 721 nucleotides. The record is from the annotation of a GenBank genome assembly. Lineage: Eukaryota; Metazoa; Nematoda; Chromadorea; Rhabditida; Aphelenchoididae.
AUGGGAUUUCUCCAACGUAUCGCCAUAACAUACGCUUUUCUGUUGAUUCAAAUCGGAUUAUUGGUCUAUUACUUGGUAAGUCAUCUAAAACAAUAUAAUUUUUUAUGAAUUUUAAAAUUUUUUCAUUCAAAUUUCUAUUUUAUUGAUUGUAAAAUACGACAUCUGUCCAGUUCAAACAUUUUUUCGGCAAUCAGCAACUUUUUACAACCAUUACAUUUUCAUAUUACACUAUGCCAAAAAUGGCGGGAAAUUUGAAAUUCGAAUCCAAAAUUUGCUAAAAAUGAGUUUUCUCCAGGACGAUGGCCUCAGAAGUGAGCCGCUAAUGGUGUUUACGGUCGCAUGGCUGUUCGAUUCGCUGGUUAUAUUCACCUUGUUGGUCAGAUGCAUGCGAAGAUACAACGUUUGCGGGCUUCACGAGGGAAUUGAUGAGUUGAGAGAGAACGAAACUGGCUUAAAAUCGACUAUUUAUGAUUGCUGUAAGUUUUUAGCAAAAUUCCAAAAAAAAAAAUUUUUUUUUUUGAAAAAAUUUUAAAAUUUCAAUUUUUUCCCAAUUUCAGCCGCGUUUAUUGCCAAAUUGGUGUUCGAAAUCCUGCUCUACAUUCAACUCAAGUCCAAGGAGCACAGUAUUUUGACGAUUCUCAUUCCUUUCUGGACAUUUUUGGUAUUGGCCAUUGGUCGGCUACUACAACAUGUGGUAAAACAACACUCAAAGGUCUCAUAA